CGUCGCGUCUCGUCUCUUACAUAACCCAGCUCCCAGCUCCCAGCUCCAGACUAUAAAACGGCGCGCGGCCACGAUUGCCGAAUCAUUUCCAGUCAGUUCAGAGGCGAGUUAUCAUCCGAGAGUCCUUGGCAACGAAUCCAACCACAUGGCGGCCCGUUUUAUUAUCAGUGCGCUCCUGCUGGCCAGUCCGGUUGUAUGGGGCAAGCCCACAUUCGGACGCGAGCACGUCCACAUCCGCAUCCAUCUUCCGGAAAGCGGUGGGGAUCAUGGAGGCCACGGAGGUGGUGAUUUCGGUGGACACGGAGGUGGUGACUUUGGAGGGCAUGGAGGCGGUGGCUAUGAGGUCCACUCCCACGAUGGCGGUUACAGUGGAGGAGGAGGCGGCGGCGGCGGCGGUGGUCAUGUGGCCACAUAUGCUGUCAUCACGGAGAAUCACGGUUACAGCGCCGGGGGCGGCGGUGGCGGUCACGGAGGUCACAGCUCCGGUGGAUAUAGCUACGGCGGUGGACACGGAGGAUCUGGCCACGACGACGCCAAGAUUGCUGCCAUAGCCGCUGCUGCAGGUUCCUCCUCUUCCGACCAUGGACAUGGACACGGACACGGAGGCAGCGGUCACGGUGGAGACUAUGGUGGCCACGCCAUUGCCAAUAUUGCAGCCAUCGCCGCCAGCUCGGACUCCUCUUCCCACGGAGGCAGCAGUGGUGGAUACGGAGGCAGCAGUGGAGGCUACGGAGGCUACAGCGGAGGAGGCGGCGGACACGACGCGCAGCUGGUUGCUGCCGUGGCUGCUUCCAGUGACGGACACGGCUCCUCUGGUGGAUACGACGCUGGCUCCUCUGGCGGCUAUGGAGGUGGCUCGUCCUACAGCGGCGGCUCCUCCUACAGCAGCGGCUCCUCUUACAGCAGCGGUGGCUCGUCCUACAGCAGCGGAGGAUACAGCGGUGGACAUGGUGGUGGCUACAGCGGUGGACAUGGAGGCGGCUACAGCAGCGGAGGUGGCUCCAGCUACGACACACAGGUGGUGGCUGCUGCUGCUGCUUCCGGCAGCGGUGGUUCCUACGGUGGAUCCUCUGGCGGUGGUGACGGAUACAGCUACUCGGCACCAGCUGCCGGCGGCUGGUCAGGAUCUGGCGCUGGAUCCAGCUGGUCUUAGACAGCAAAGUUCGACCCUGGCCAUCAUCUGGUCGUCUAGUCUAUUCUAUAGCGCCCUCAUGUCCUCCAGUUCACUCCAUCCGCACGGAACUUAACUUAUAUACGGCUCAUCCAUAUAUUCCAUACAUCCUCACGCAAUGCCGAUGUACAAAAUAAACCAUGUUAGUGUAAUAAUUUAAA
Messenger RNA from Drosophila kikkawai, 1332 nucleotides. RefSeq lists its product as uncharacterized. The record is from RefSeq and is a predicted model, not a curated record. Lineage: Eukaryota; Metazoa; Arthropoda; Insecta; Diptera; Drosophilidae.